Molecule: messenger RNA, 417 nt
Organism: Thyridium curvatum
Lineage: Eukaryota; Fungi; Ascomycota; Sordariomycetes; Thyridiales; Thyridiaceae
Exons: 3
Coding region: 1-417 (138 amino acids)
Biological process (GO): regulation of transcription by RNA polymerase II
Cellular component (GO): mediator complex
Molecular function (GO): transcription coregulator activity
Source: RefSeq, a predicted model, not a curated record
AUGGGUGAUAGACUCACACAGCUGCAAGAUGCCGUCGACCAGCUUGCCCAACAGUUUGUUGCUUGCAUCUACUUCAACUCCCGCCAUCACGACCUCGAUAAGCUCGGGACCAGCGAUGCCAUAAGGGAAUUAAAGCCCGAGGAACAGCGAGGGGAUGUCGAGCCGAUUCCUCCAGAAGAGUUCAAGUCGGGGCAGCUCGAGCUUGCCCGUGACCUCAUCUACAAAGAGCAGCAGAUCGAAUACCUGAUCACAACUCUGCCCGGAAUAGACAAUAGCGAAGAAGACCAAGAGCAGUAUAUCAAAGAGUUGGAAGAGGAGCUCAAGGUUGCCGAGGCGCAAUUUCAAGAGGCAUCCAAGGAGAAAGAUACCAUCCUCGCGAAGCUCGACGAGAUCAUCCAAAGCAUACGGCGACCAUGA